Messenger RNA from Aspergillus melleus, 796 nucleotides. RefSeq lists its product as uncharacterized. Lineage: Eukaryota; Fungi; Ascomycota; Eurotiomycetes; Eurotiales; Aspergillaceae. The transcript has a single exon. Bases 302 to 679 code for a protein of 125 amino acids. The record is from RefSeq and is a predicted model, not a curated record.
GGGCAUGAAGACUGGAGCAAGGGGCUCCGGAACCCGAUCCGCCAGCUAAGCACAACGCGGGGUGCUCAGAUCGACCAGUACAUAAUAAAAGGCUAGCACUGGUCGCGCACGCGACAGCAGCCCUUUGGCGCGUCUAUCUGGUUGUGGAAGAGAAUAAACAUUGAAGUUGUUGAUCGCCGAUGUCAACCGUCUCCGUCCUGCUGCAAGAGCUGAGAGCUCCUCCCUAGAAGGGCUGGGCUAGAAGCUUUGUCCGCCAGUAGGGGCAUUCACUGGAAAAUGGGAUCCUCUGAUUAAACUUUUCAUGAAACUGGUGAAUGUCGAAUACCUAAAUAUAUUGUUCAUGCGUCGUCGAACGGACUUGAUCUUGAAGGCACUGACUUUAAAAUUAGAAUUGGUCUGUGAGUGUGGCAAAAUCCAUACAAUAAUAGAUGAUCAAUCUUUGAAAACAUUCACAAGGCUUAUGAAAGGUCUUGGUAUUUGCGUUGUGGUGAUCAGUUACUCAUUCUGGGAUAUCGAUCCUCUACAAAGCGGCUGCCAAGGUAGGACGCGGAAAAGUCUGCGCGAAUGCUUCCUAGAAUCAUUCACCAAUACUGGAAACUGGAAAGUUUCCGCUGGGUUGCGAUGGCGGCCGAUCAUGUCGAUCAUCGUCCCUUCGAGACUGGUCCUAUAUCUCCGUUAAAACUUCCCCCAAAGCCACCAACGGUAUACGGAGGAGGGGGCGACCAGCGCCUCCAAAAAGCCACAGCGUCACUGCCAGUGUAACCCUACCAUUGAAUAGGACCUUCCUCGUCCCUGU